Tetrahymena thermophila SB210 is the source of this 3222-nucleotide messenger RNA. RefSeq names its product cation channel family protein. The transcript is spliced from 7 exons. The record is from RefSeq and is a predicted model, not a curated record. NCBI's taxonomy places the organism in Eukaryota, Ciliophora, Oligohymenophorea, Hymenostomatida, Tetrahymenidae.
AUGAUUUCUUAUGAGAAUAACAAUAGCUAUCGCAAAAAUUUUUAGCUUAAUGCAGAGGAUCAUAAAUUGUUUUAACAGUUACCAUUUAAAUAGAGUGAUUCUGAAGUAGAACCAGGCAGCUUUUUCGAAUCAAGUAGAAUAUAUUCAACUACUAAAAAUGAAAUUCCUCAAUAAGAAAAUAUAUAAAACAAAACUAUUUUAUAAGUUUUAAGCGAGUAUCAAAGAGAUUAAUUUCAGGAAUGUACGUCAGUUUAUACAGAAAAGAGUUUUAGUCGUAACACAAAAACCCUGACAAAUAAUAGUCCAAUCAAACAUAAUUAGUUAACACAAAGCUAAAAAUAUGACAUUUAGAACAUUAAUCUUAAUUAAGAAGAAUUUUAAUUUAAAAAAGCUGAGCCAAUUAGAUUAAUGAGAACCCUCAAACUUAUAGUUAAUAUUCAGCAAUUCUUUAGGAUCCUUUCGAUGAAUGCAAGGAUUUUUAAUAGACUUACUUAACAUCAACACAAUCUAAUUGGAGAUGCUUCUAGUGUUUAUUCAAAAAGUUUAAGUUUAAAAAAUGGUGGUAAAGUGUUUAAUCUAGUUAACAAUUUCAUGUAUAUCUCAUUGAAGCUCAGGUACAUUUUAAACAAGAAAGUCUUUAAUCCUUCAAACUACAUAAUAAAAGCUUGGGAUAGUUUAUAAUCAUUACUUAUUAUAUUCUCAACUUUUCUAUUAAAUUUGGAGUUAUUUUUUUAAAUGGAUAUUUCAUAGUUCUAAUUACUCUUCUAAAUAUUAUUUAAUGUCUCUGUUAUUGACAUUUUUAUAGAGUUGAACACUGGAGUACUAUAAAAGGGCAUUAUAAUUUAUGAUAGAAAUUUUAUUAUUAAGUCUUAUAUGAAAAAUACCUUUUUUUUAGAUUUGUUAGGUAAUAUACCUCUCUUUUUUUAUAUUUCGAAAGUAGAAGUUUCUACUUCUAUGAGAAUAUUUAUCAAUAUUUUGUUUACUUUUAAGUGGGUUAAAAUUUCGAAAGUAUUAUAGCAGAUAGCUUUCUACGUAAGUUAUGAAAAAAAUCAUAAAAAUAUUUUUGACCUCUUUAAACUUCUAGUUUUUGUUAUAGGGAUUUGUCAUAUAUUCUGUCUAUUUUGGCAUGGAUUAGUGUUGUUAGAGAUUAAUAAUGGUAUAACAAAUAAUUGGCUAGCAAGCAAAAACCUUCUUGAUGCGUCUAUUUAAGAUAGAUAUAUUUACUCAUUUUAUUUCUUAGCUGUUACUAUGGCAACUGUAGGAUACGGAGAUAUCGCUCCUUAAAAUAAAUUAGAAGUUUUAUUUACAACAAUUACUAUUUUUGUCACUUGUGUUGUUUAUGCAUUCAGCUUAAACACUAUAGGUGGUAUUAUAGAGAAUAUAGAAAAGAAAGAUAAAAAAUACAAAGAAAAUUUGUAAAUAAUUCAUGGAUUGAUGAGAGAAGAGGAGGUAUCAAGAGAACUCAAAAUACAAGUUUCAAAUUACAUAGAAUAUCUUUAUAAAGAAUCAAAUGAAAUUCAGAAGAAAUAAGAAAAGCUAAUUAUUCAAAAACUUUCAACUAAAUUAAGAAAUGAUCUUACAUUAGAAAUUUAAGGGAAAUAUUUAAGCAAUAUUCCUUUAUUUAAAUCAAUUUAAGAAAAGGAUUAAAUCGCAAAGAUUAUGGAAGAGUAAUUAUACUCUCCUGCAGAAACAAUAUUCACUUAAGGAGACAUAGAUGAUUGUUCCCUUUAUUACAUAGUCAAAGGAAGUGUUUCGAUUGUUUUUGAGUCUGGUUAGAAUUCGAAUAGAGAAGCUUAAUAAAUUUAGCUUAAACAAAAGAAAGAAUAUUUUGGAGAAAUCUCAUUUAUAACUGGAAACCGUAGAACAUUUACAGCUAAGGCUACUGAUUUCUGCAGGAUAUAUAAAAUUAAUAGGGAGCAAUUUUUAUCAGUUAUUUAAGAAAAUGAUUAGGAUUUUGAACAUUUUUAAAUGAUAAAAGAAGCAAUAACUCUGAAUAAUAAUUUUAAAUAUUGCUCUAUUAUUUGCUCAAUUUGCAAAUCUGAAAAUCAUUUUUCUAUAAAUUGUCCAAAAACUCAUUUAACAUUUAAAAAAUAAAUUAUUAUUUCUAGAUAUAAUAGUAAAUGCUUAUAAGAAAGAACUUAAUAUACAAGGAGACAGCUUAAGUUAAAUUACUUCAAAAAAACAUAGUAACUUAAAAAGGCAAUUAAUCAAAUAAAUAAUAAUGAGUCAUUAUUUGAAAUACUUGACACAAUAGAAUUUGAAAGUGUUUAAUUUGAUUUAUUAGAUGGAGAAAUUAACUAUUAACAAUAAAUUGAAAACGAAGAUGAUAGAGAUUUGUUUCAAAGAGUAUUGACUAAAUAAUUUAGUAAUAGAAAUAACCAAGAAAGUCUAUCCACUACAGAGCAAGCUAAAACUAAUAAUUAAUUUAAGAUGAAUCUAUCAUAGUUAACACCAUCUAUUUCAUCAUCAUCGUCACAUUCGUCAUCAUCAUCAUCUUCUUCUUCAGAUGAAAUCGAUGAUAAUAUUAAAAACUUUAUUAUUAAAUUGAUAGAUUAAUAAAAAGAUACUUUAUAACAUAAUUAAAACCACUAUCGAAAAAAUAGCUUAUAUAUUAAUGAUUUAAAUGACCAUAAUAACCCUAAUAACAACAACAACAAUAAUAAUAACUAAUAAUAGCAAAAUGGGAUACUUUUAAAUAAUAGAGCUAGAAGAUUAACAAGAUAAAAUUUGAAGUUAGAAAAUUUAAUCAGUUUUAUUGAAAGCAAUAAUUCAUCUUUUGAAGAGGAUAUAAAAGCUAACAAAAGAAAAAGUUUUUAAAUAACUAAUGGAAUUAUGAAUUUUAAAUAAAUUUCUCCUAAUAAUAGUUUAAAAACUAUUAAUAUUAAUAAUCAAGCAAAUUAUAGCAAUAAUAUGUGUACUCCUUUUUAAUAUUAAGGUGAACAAUAAAAUUUUUUGAACUUCGAAAAAAAAUUUCUAGAGGCAAGUGAAUCUCAAGAUUAAGUAAAUUAUUUUAUGCUCUAGGUGUUCGAUAAGGCUAAGAUAUUUAAGUAUUAUUUUCCUAACUAUAAUUACCCUGAAGUUUUAUAAAAAUGGAUGAUCUUUUAAUCAAAAAAAUAAAAAAGUAUACCAAUCUCUGUAAGUAAUAACCUUAAAAAGAAAAGGUAUUAAAAUAAAAGAAAAUAAAGCUCCUAUUAAAGCUAAUUUAAAAAAAUUAUAAUAUGA